Glycine soja is the source of this 492-nucleotide messenger RNA. RefSeq lists its product as uncharacterized. The coding region runs from base 1 to 492 and encodes 163 amino acids. NCBI's taxonomy places the organism in Eukaryota, Viridiplantae, Streptophyta, Magnoliopsida, Fabales, Fabaceae. Gene Ontology annotation, biological process: response to auxin; response to gibberellin; response to ethylene. The transcript has 3 exons. The record is from RefSeq and is a predicted model, not a curated record.
AUGUUAGGAUUUGACGAUGGUGAUUCUGAUUCCGACAACGAGCAGGCACUGUUUGGGAAGUACCCGGAGCUACAGAUGUUUAAGUGGGAGAACAGUCUCAUUCACCUUCCUUCCAAUUUAUCAUCUUUGUUAUUGCCGCAGACACCACUGUUUCACUGUGAGCGUGAAGAAACCCUCAGGGUUCACCCUCCUCCCUUUCUUCCGUUGCAAGAAACCCUCGAUCAUCUGUCAGCGAACACUGCCCCUACUCAGGACAUCACCCAUCUUCAACAGGCACGCCCAGCGAACCCACCCCCCACUUCAUCACCAUCUCCCAAUCUCUGCAAGAGAUGGACCAAUGAAGAACACAGGCUGUUUCUUGAAGGGCUUGCCUACUUUGGCAAGGGUGAUUGGAAGAACAUCUCAAAACAUGCUGUUAAGACAAGAACCAAGACUCAAGUGACUCUGGUGAGGAUGGUUUGUUCACUGGAAGCAAAGUGCACGGCGUCUUGA